This is a messenger RNA of Pistacia vera, 588 nucleotides long. RefSeq lists its product as uncharacterized. Lineage: Eukaryota; Viridiplantae; Streptophyta; Magnoliopsida; Sapindales; Anacardiaceae. Bases 1 to 573 code for a protein of 190 amino acids. The record is from RefSeq and is a predicted model, not a curated record. The transcript is spliced from 7 exons.
AUGGAGGAUGUCUCGGCCACUUGUCAAUAUCAAGUUGUACAUAAUGCGGCAGAAAAGUAUCCAAAUCUAAUACUUGUUUAUCUAUUGCCUCAGGUGGAAUCCGAGGUACAAUCAAAUCGCAACUUGUUUCCUGAUACAGGAAAUAAUUUUGUGCCAAAUACUUCUUCUAUGGAAGAACCUCAACUACUAUCAAAUCAAAAUUUGGGUUUUGGUCCGAGAAAUAAUUUUGCAGAUAAUUAUACUUCUCCUGUGGAAGUAGAACCUGGACUAAUAUCAAAUCCCAAUUUGGUUUCUGAUCAAAAAAAUCCUUUUAUACCAAUUGCAUCUUCAAUGGUGGAAUCUGAGUUACAAUCAAAUCACAGUUUGGUUUCUGAUACAGGAAAUUAUUUUGCAACGAAUACUUCUACCAUGGAAGAACCUCAACUACUAUCAAAUCAAAAUUUGGGCUUUGAUACGAGAAAUUAUUUAUUUGCAGAUAAUACUUCUUCAAUGCUGCUACCACAUCAAAUUGGAUUCUUAAUGGUGAGGAUGAAUAUGCUGGUUGUUUUUAGUAUUACUUAUAAUUGUGCAUGAAAAAUAUAUUCACAA